Molecule: messenger RNA, 956 nt
Organism: Arabidopsis thaliana (thale cress)
Lineage: Eukaryota; Viridiplantae; Streptophyta; Magnoliopsida; Brassicales; Brassicaceae
Product: Phosphoglycerate mutase family protein
Exons: 6
Coding region: 74-751 (225 amino acids)
Source: RefSeq, marked reviewed
AAAUGAAAUGUAUAGAGAGGUAAAGUGGGAAUUUUGACAUUGGUGGGUUUAGGGGAAAAACAGAGAGAAAGAGAUGGAUUCGUCGUCAGUAGGGAACACCAACAGGUACUGGGUCCUCCGCCACGGCAAGAGCAUUCCCAACGAGAGAGGCCUCGUCGUCUCUUCCAUGGAAAAUGGUGUCCUCCCCGAGUACCAGUUAGCCCCUGAUGGUGUCGCUCAGGCUCGUCUCGCCGGCGAAUCGUUCCUCCAGCAACUCAAGGAAAGUAACAUAGAACUGGACAAGGUUCGCAUUUGCUACUCCCCCUUCUCCAGAACCACUCACACCGCUAGGGUUGUUGCUAAGGUCCUCAAUCUCCCCUUUGAUGCUCCUCAAUGCAAGAUGAUGGAAGAUCUGCGCGAACGCUAUUUUGGACCUACAUUUGAACUCAAGUCCCAUGACAAGUACCCAGAGAUAUGGGCUCUUGAUGAAAAAGAUCCUUUUAUGGGACCAGAAGGAGGUGAAAGUGCUGAUGAUGUUGUUUCCCGACUUGCCACUGCCAUGAAAUCCAUGGAAGCUGAAUAUCAAAGGUGUGCAAUUCUGGUGGUGAGUCAUGGAGAUCCUCUGCAGAUGUUGCAGAACGUUUUCCAUUCAGCAAAGCAACAGGAAGGAGAUGGUUUGGCAGAGAAGUUUCAGUUGAGCAGAGUUGCUUCUGUCUUGUCACAGCACCGCAAGUUUGCUUUGCUCACUGGGGAACUCCGACCCCUCAUCUGAUUGGCAAUCAAUGUAUUCAGCUUUUGGAAUGUCUUUCCUUGAACUCUUUUGUUAUCAAUUCCUAUUUCUCUCCCAUUGGCAUUCUUGCAAUUGCCAAACUUGGAUUAGCCUGUUUAUUAUCACCUCUGUUUGUUAGAGAAAACAUGAAGAUUUACUCCUGUAAUAAGAAAUCAUGCUCAUUUAUGUUAUAUGUAUCUUCAAAUCU